Molecule: messenger RNA, 1311 nt
Organism: Colossoma macropomum (tambaqui)
Lineage: Eukaryota; Metazoa; Chordata; Actinopteri; Characiformes; Serrasalmidae
Product: testis-specific serine/threonine-protein kinase 1-like
Exons: 1
Coding region: 1-1311 (436 amino acids)
Biological process (GO): microtubule cytoskeleton organization; intracellular signal transduction; protein phosphorylation
Cellular component (GO): cytoplasm
Molecular function (GO): protein serine/threonine kinase activity; tau-protein kinase activity; ATP binding
Source: RefSeq, a predicted model, not a curated record
AUGAAUGACUCUGAGGUCCUGAAGAAGCGUGGGUACACGCUGGGCAUCAGCCUGGGUGAAGGAUCUUAUGCCAAGGUCAAGUCUGCUUACUCGCAGCACCUCAAAACCAGCGUGGCCAUAAAGAUUAUCAACAGGAAGACAGCACCACAGGACUUCCUGGAAAAGUUCCUGCCGCGAGAGAUGGACAUCCUGCCGUCACUGAACCACAGCAACAUCGUGAAGACCUUCGAGAUCUUCGACACGUCCCAGGGUAAGGUGUACAUGGUGAUGGAGCUCGCAGUUCAGGGGGACCUGCUGGAGCUGAUCAAAGCCCGCGGAGCUCUGCCCGAAGACUUCUGCAGGAAACUAUUCCGUCAGCUCUCACUCGCCAUCCAGUUCAUCCACAACCUGGACAUCGCCCACCGAGAUCUGAAAUGCGAGAACCUGCUGCUGGAUAAGGACUUCAACCUGAAGGUUUCAGAUUUUGGGUUCAGCAAGAAGUUGGAGUACGAGGGCGACCAGAUGGUCCUCAGCAGAACGUUCUGCGGUUCCAUGGCUUACGCGGCUCCGGAGGUUCUGCACGGUUUCCCAUACGACCCUAAAGUGUACGACGUGUGGAGCAUGGGCGUGGUCCUGUUCAUCAUGAUGUGCGGCUCCAUGCCUUAUGACGACUCCAACAUUAAGAAGAUGCUGAGGAUUCAGAGGGAGCAUCGCGUGGAUUUCCCUCAUUCUGCAUCCGUCCCGUCGGAGUGCAAAGACCUCAUCUGCAGGAUGCUUCACCCCAACGUGGCCAGGCGGAUCGAGAUUUGCAGCAUUUUGGAACACUCUUGGCUCCAGAAGAAAUCCAAAGCGUCUGAGGGCAUCAGAGCCAGACCAUCAAAGGCCUGCCAUAAAAACAGGAGCAAGGAGGAACCUAGAACUUCCAAACAUGGCCAGGAGAACUCUGAGGAACCUACAGCUGAAGGAUCAACACAGUCAACAUCAAAAUCCGGCCAUAAAAACAGGAGAGAAGAGGAACCUAGAACCUCUAAAUAUGUCCAGGAGAACUCUGAGGAACCUAAAGCUGAAGGAUCAACACAGUCAAAAUUAAAAGCCUGCAAUAAAAACAGGAGCAAGGAGGAACCUAGAACCUCCAAACAUGGCCAGGAGAACUCUGAGGAACCUAAAGCUGAAGGAUCAACACAGUCAACAUCAAAAUCCUGCCAUAAUAACAGGAGAGAAGAGGAACCCAGAACCUCCAAACAUGACCAGGAGAACUCUGAGGAACCUGAAGCUGAGUCAGAAACAGAAUCCUCUCCAAAGUCUACAGACAGAGCGGGUGGCUCUACGUAA